Plasmodium knowlesi strain H is the source of this 774-nucleotide messenger RNA. Its product is annotated as dynein light chain, putative. Lineage: Eukaryota; Apicomplexa; Aconoidasida; Haemosporida; Plasmodiidae. Gene Ontology annotation, cellular component: axoneme. Bases 1 to 774 code for a protein of 257 amino acids. The record is from RefSeq and is a predicted model, not a curated record. The transcript is spliced from 4 exons. Gene Ontology annotation, molecular function: dynein heavy chain binding.
AUGAAGGACUACCUAGAGGGGUGCAACAAAUACUUGAAGUACGACAACUGUAUACUUGUAGAGCAUGAGGAUGAAGAAAGCAAAUGCGCAAAAGGAGAGAACUUCGUGAAAGAUAAGAACAUAGUCCGCGUCAUACAAGAAAUCCGAAAAAAUUUGCGAUCAAAUGUGCUAUACAAAAAUGACAGAAAAAAUGUUCUCUUCAAUGAGCCCCUAUAUAAUGUGUUUCCACUGAAGUGUCUAAAGGAUAAGAAGAUGGACCAAAUUUCCUACGUGUGCAGAGUGACAAGCGAGGAAGACGCAAAUUUUUGUUUGAAAAAAAUACAGGACAUCGUUUCGAAGAUGUAUGUGAAGAAUAUGCUAAUCGACAAGGAUUUUCUCGAAGAUCUAUUGUCCGUUUUUAUGGAGCUCUGCAGACAGGUUUCCGUAGCGUGCUUCCAAAGAGGAUCCCUUCUCAGACAGUUAUUUAAUUACAACGUCAUGCUCCUUUUCCACUACCAAAAAUUAGUCAGAUCAUCUCUGUCUUUUAAUUUAAAGAAGGAAAUAAAAAGGAGAAACACGAUGAGCGAGCUGCGCAAAGAAAUAGACAUUAAAAAGGAAACCAUCAAUUCUUUGAAGAGCGAAAUUUUGGAGACAGAUCAGCUGAUCGGGGAGGAAAGGAAAAACGCGGAGCGAGAGAUUUCCGAGGUGAACAUAAAUUAUCAGAACAAAAUAGACAAGCUUAAAAAGAACAACCAGAGGAAGCGCGACGAGUUUACGCGACUUCUCCAGCUCUAA